UCUGCGCGCACCUGUGCGCCCUGGACUGGGGCGCCUGGGCCUCCGGCUCGGUUCUCUCUACCUUGCUUCUGGUCGCGCCAUGGGUCUCUCGGGUGCGCGGGCCCGCAGCUGGGUGGCCGUCACCAAAGUGGCCCAGAGGCGCCACGUAGUGGACAGUACGGGAGAAUCUCCUAGUCCCGAACCCGCGACCCGGCGGGCGGCGCUUUAUGUGCACUGGCCCUACUGCCAGAAGCGAUGCAGCUACUGCAACUUCAACAAGUACAUCGCCCGUGGCGGCCCGGAGGAGGCGGCCCUGCGGAGCUGUCUGGUCACCGAGGCCCGGACGCUGCUUCGGCUCAGCGGGGUGCGAAGGAUAGAGUCUGUGUUUUUCGGUGGGGGCACCCCCAGUCUGGCCAGCCCCCACACGGUGGCCGCUGUCCUGGAGGCCGUGGCACAGGCAGCUUACCUGCCUGCAGAUUCAGAGGUCACCCUGGAGGCGAAUCCCACUUCAGCCCCAGGCCCCAGGCUGGCAGCGUUUGGAGCGGCAGGAGUCAACAGAUUGUCCAUUGGCCUACAGUCCCUGGAUGACACUGAGCUCCAACUGCUGGGGCGGACACACUCGGCCAGCGAUGCCCUACAGACACUGGCAGAGGCCCGGAGGCUCUUCCCUGGCCGUGUAUCUGUGGAUCUGAUGCUGGGACUGCCAGCCCAGAAGGUGCGGCCAUGGCUGAGGCAGCUGCAGGAACUGCUGUACCACUGUGAUGAUCAUCUCUCUCUCUACCAGCUGUCCCUGGAGCGGGGCACCUCACUCUUCACCCAGGUACAGCAGGGCAUCCUUCCUGCCCCUGACCCAGAGCUGGCUGCUGAGAUGUACCAGGAGGGCCGGACAGUCCUGCAGGAGGCUGGCUUCCGUCAGUAUGAGGUCUCCAACUUCGCCCGGAACGGGGCGCUCAGCACCCACAAUUGGACUUACUGGCAGUGUGGUCAGUACCUUGGCAUUGGGCCUGGGGCCCAUGGCCGAUUUGUGCCCCAGGGAGUUGAAGGUCACCCCCGGGAGGCUCGGAUCCAGACGCUGGAGCCUGACCACUGGAUGAAGGAGGUGAAGCUGUUUGGACAUGGAACCCGGAAGCGUGUCCCUCUGAGCAAGCUGGAGCUGCUGGAGGAGUGUGUGGCCCUAGGGCUGCGCACUGACGUGGGGAUCACUCACCAGCACUGGCAGCAGUUUGAGCCCCAGCUGACGCUGUGGGAUGUGUUUGGAGCAAGCACAGAGGUGAAGGACCUGCUAGAGCAGGGCCUGUUGCUGCUGGACCACAGGGGUCUCCGGUGUUCCUGGGAGGGUCUGGCUGUGCUGGACUCUCUGUUGCUGACCCUUCUGCUUCGGCUCCAAGAGGUCUGGCAGCAGAGAACCCCUGUGCCAGGAGAUUGGUUAGCUGUUCCUGUGUCCCAGGACAAUGCCAGACAGACUUAGAAGGCUAGACCUGCACUGUGGACGUCUUUGGUAGCGCUGCUACCUCUGCUUCAAGUGAUUAGUGCCUGACCCUGGCAUUCUCAGGGGAAUAGCUCCAGUCAGGGCAGCGGAGGACAUUUCAGGUCCAGAAACUGGUAUUCCAUUCAGCAUCUUGAGACCGACAGCACCAGCACUUGGUUUAUCAACUUCUGAUGGCCUUUCUGAUACCCAAACAAUGACAUGUGUUUGGAAGUCUUUCAACAGAGAAUUGCCCAAGGAAAACAAGUCUUCCUCACUCCCGAGUGAGAUCCUAAGACAGAUGCGUGAGUCAGGAACACUGAAUCUCCUCCAGGUAUCUGAAGCAAGAAGAAAUUUAAUAUAGGAACAAGAUAGUUACAAAACCAUUGGGUUUUUCAGUUAAGGGUGCUUGUUGUAUAGAAAGUUUCACAUUCUGGGUGUAUAUGAUUGUUUCCCAAUGAUUGAAUUCAGGAUGAAUAUUUUUAGCAAGAAUAUUACGUGGAAGCUGGGCACCAGUGGCUCACACUUGUAAUACUAGCUACUCAGAUGACUGAGUUUCAAAGGAUCAAAGUUUGGUGCCAGUCAAGACAGAAAAGUCCUUGAGACACUAACUCCAAAAUGACUAGCAUAAGCCAGGUGCUGGCGGCUCACACCUGUACU
Molecule: messenger RNA, 2104 nt
Organism: Dipodomys spectabilis (banner-tailed kangaroo rat)
Lineage: Eukaryota; Metazoa; Chordata; Mammalia; Rodentia; Heteromyidae
Gene: Rsad1
Product: radical S-adenosyl methionine domain containing 1
Exons: 9
Coding region: 80-1447 (455 amino acids)
Biological process (GO): porphyrin-containing compound biosynthetic process
Cellular component (GO): cytoplasm
Molecular function (GO): 4 iron, 4 sulfur cluster binding; coproporphyrinogen oxidase activity
Source: RefSeq, a predicted model, not a curated record